Falco peregrinus (peregrine falcon) is the source of this 6535-nucleotide messenger RNA. RefSeq names its product dynein axonemal light chain 1. Gene Ontology annotation, molecular function: fatty acyl-CoA hydrolase activity; protein kinase binding. The transcript has 10 exons. Gene Ontology annotation, cellular component: cytoplasm; peroxisome. NCBI's taxonomy places the organism in Eukaryota, Metazoa, Chordata, Aves, Falconiformes, Falconidae. The record is from RefSeq and is a predicted model, not a curated record. Bases 150 to 1649 code for a protein of 499 amino acids. Gene Ontology annotation, biological process: fatty acid metabolic process; acyl-CoA metabolic process.
GGCCCUGCGCCGCCGCAGUUGCUGCCGCCAUCGCGCCGUGGGGCGGGGGGUCCGCGGGCUCCGCGCUCGAGCGAGGCCGCCUGCAGGGGCGGCGGCCGCGCUGCCGUUACUGCGGUUGGCGCCGCCGCUCUCGCCCACCUGCCGCCGCCAUGUGGAGAGCGGUGGCCGCCGCCUCGGCCCCGGCGCGGGCCCUGCUCCGCGCCCCGCGGCGGGCCGUAAGCGUGGCCGUGUCCCCCACCGCCGGCCUGGCGGACGAGCGGGUGGAGACGCGGGUGACGGGGCUGGGCCCGGGGCAGCCGGUGACCCUGCGGGCGCUGGCGGCCGAUGAGCGCGGCUGCCUCUUCCAGUCGUGCGCUCACUACCGGGCGGACGGCCGCGGCGAGCUGCACCUCAGCACGGACGCCUCGCACGGCGGGGACUACACUGGCGUGGAGCCCAUGGGGCUCUUCUGGAGCCUCGCCCCCGCCGGCAUGGAGAGGCCGUACCAGCGGCUGGUUCCCCGCAGCACCGGCACCCCGAUGAAAGUGGAGAUGUCGGUCCACCGGGGCCACAGCCUGCCCGGCGCCAUCCCCGGGCCGGUGGUGGCCAAGGCCGACGUGGAGAGGUGGUUCACGGUCCCCGGCGUGCGGAGGAUCCGGCUGAAGGAGGGAGGCGUGAGGGGCUCCCUGUUCCUGCCGCCGGGGGAUGGCCCCUUUCCAGGAGUGAUUGACAUGUAUGGUGAUGAAGGAGGUUUGAUUGAAUUUAGAUCCAGUCUUCUGGCUACCCAUGGUUUUGCUGCUCUUUCUCUGCCGUAUUUUGACUUUGAAGAUCUGCCCAAGGUCAUGAAAGAAUUCAAACUUGAGUACUUUGAGGAGGCAGCUAGAUUCCUACAGCGUCACCCGAAGGUGAAGGGCCCAGGAGUUGGAGUGAUUGGGACUGGGAAAGGGGCAGAAUUAGCACUCUCCAUGAUCACUUUCCUGCCAGAAGUAGUGGCUGCUGUCUGUAUCUCCGGCUGUAGUUCAAACACAGUUGCAGACCUCCAUUAUGGUGAGAUGACUCUGCCUGGGCUGCGUUUUGAUAUGAGUAAGGCAAAAGCAACAACUAUCAAAGAAGCUCUAGCCAAAUGGGAAGAAAAAAAUGGCCAGAAGGCUUCAGAGGCAAAGGAGGUGAAACUGUAUGGUCAGAUUCCUCCUGUAGAGAGGAUGGAUGAAUCUCUCUCCACACUUGUUAACUGCGAGAAACUAUCGCUGUCUACAAACUGCAUUGAAAGAAUCGCCAACUUGAACAGCCUAAAAAAUUUGAGGAUUUUGUCUUUGGGAAGAAAUAACAUAAAGAACUUGAAUGGAUUGGAGGCAGUUGCAGAUACUUUAGAGGAGCUGUGGAUCUCAUAUAACUUCAUUGAGAAACUGAGGGGUAUCCGUGUAAUGAAGAAGCUGAAGGUUCUUUAUAUGUCAAAUAAUUUGGUGAAAGACUGGGCAGAGUUUGUGAGACUGGCAGAGCUGCCAUUACUAGAGGAUCUGGUGUUUGUAGGCAAUCCACUGCAAGAGAAAUACGCCUCUGAUCAGAAGAACAAUUGGAUUGAAGAAGCAACCAAACGGGUACCCAAGCUGAAAAAGCUGGAUGGUAUUCUAGUUAUUAAACAAGAAGAAGAUGAAGAAGGAGCAAACUGAUGACACUUUCUUGUUGGGUAUUUAAUUAUUUAAGUAACUCCAGAUAGCUGGGCAUAUAGAACUUUUAUAUGAAAUGUUUGUUUUGAAGAAAAUCUUUGGGCAAUUUUUAAAAGACCAGCUUAUCUGCAGAGUCUCACCCAAAGAGUUAGUUACCAAAAUUUGGGCACUCCAAUUUUGUCAAGCUUAUGACACCUUCUGUAGAGACUAGUGGAGCCAAGUCUAUCUGCUGUUUGGCUAGCAAGAGAUCUUCACCUAAACUAAUACAUAGCUAUUUUUAAUCCCUGAUUAAUGGUGCUUGUUGUUCGCUCUUGGGUUCUAAUAGAACCAUUUUAGCUCGUUAGGUGCAGCUGGCCAACGUUGUCAUUGGAGAUGCUGAGGCCAGAAGAACAAUGUUGUGGUUUAGAGACACAUUGCAGGUUUGUUGUGUUUAAUUUUUGUCAUGUGAAUCCCUCAGUAUUUUAAAUAUGCGAGUUUGCCUUUUCAUCCCCUUAACUGUUACGCCAAACAAGCCCAGUAGUUGUGGACCUACGCACAAAAAAGGUAUUGGUCUGAUGAUAACUUGUUACCGGCCUUAAGUUUCGAAUUGGGCUUCUCGCAGUGGAACUCGACUGCAUCGCUUAGAAGGCCAAGUAUAACUUAUAUAUUUAUUUAUUUUAAAGAGGCAAUGGGAAUUUGCAUGGUUUCAGUGAGACUAAAAUAUCUGCUAGCUUUUUCUUUUUUUUGUCUUUUACUAAGAAGUUAUUUCAGAUUGGAAUAUGUGGCCUAUUAGCCUACAGCUGGUUCCUAGUCUUGGUUUGGAUCACUGGUGGACAUAAUCCUUCUCAGCUCUGGAAUCUCCCUAUAACUAAGUAGGCCGAUACUAACACAGAAACAAACAAUGAACGGAAAACCUGGGCUUGAGGACAGAAAAUUGUGGCCUUGAUGAAAGCACAGACGAAGCAGUGAGAGGAAGUGUAUGUAGUUAGUGAGGAAGGUGAGAUGAGAUGGAAAGUGGGCAUUGGGAAUAAAAGUAUUGAAGAUGUACCAAGUGUGCUAUAUUGCAGGGUAAGCAGUUUUAGAAAAGCUUCCUGAUAUAACAGGUAACUACUUUUAGUGGAAAGCAUUAAACAAUGAUGAAAACAUACAUGAUUGCACUGUUGGAUGCCAACAGUGUGUUUUUCUUUUCUUCAGAGAAUAGAUCAAUAUUCUCUGUCACUGGAGUAGAUUUUUCUGCAGCUCAUUUUUGGUUUUUUACAAGCUUUUCUUCUAAUUCAUAGUACCAUCUUUUCUUAAAUUAAAAUGGCAACAACCUGCCAGGCAUAGAAGGAAUGGAGGCAGAACACCAUUCUUAAUUGUUUGUGAAGGUGUGGCAGGAGUUGAAAUCUUGGAAGUCAUGGUCAGAGAUAAAAAGGUAGAAUUGGUCCAGGCAACAGUGGUAUUGAUCUCAAGCUCCAGACAGAAGUGUAGUACAAGAUAUUCUCUCUCUGAUGAACUUCUAAGUGAAGAGCGUGAAGUAGAUUACAAGACAAUCACAGUCUAGUUUCUAUGAUUCUUAGAGGCAUUCCAAUGUAAACUGGCGAUUGCUGAUACAGCUUGAAUUUGAUUUAGAUCUGUUAUUUAAAACAAGGUCAAGAGUGCAAUGGCAAGAACUGUGGACAUUCUUCACCUAGCACAAACUAUUUCCAGACAUUUCCAUUUCUGUUCUCUUGACCAGAAAGCAGUUUCUUAGUUAACAAGCUCACUGGCUUGUUCUUGCAGACAACUUUAUAUUCAUAUGUAAUUUCUUUUAGAAUUACUCCCCUAGCUUUAGCGUGAGUAAAGGCACCGCUGACCAAGCAGCACAGCGGCACGGAGGGUACAUAUACAGUCAACAGCCAUUUCACACCGGCUUCUUUUAAACCUAAGCCAUUCCGUUCACUUGCAGCCAACCGCUUUGGCAAAGUGAUGUGCUUUGGCAGCACACUCAGCCCCUGCUGCCCCCAGCUCCUCGGGUGGGUCACGGGGGUUGGCCUGUGCCCUUGACGACUGUAACUGAAGUGUGGUUAACGUGAACCAGAGCCAGAGGGGAGCGAAACUUGACCUGUGAAUACUGCCAACAAAUGGAAAUGCCGAAUCCAUCUCCAUGUUUAGAGACGUUUUCAGAACAGACCAUGCAGUGCUCGUGUGCUAGUGCUUGGCCACAAAGAAAAGCGUUUGAACCCCUGUAGCUGGUCCCUCCUAGCACAUCAUCUACAAGUGUGGUACGUGUGGCUACGUUAGCACCUCAAAUGGAACGCAACGGGAGAGAAAGUGAGCAACCAGCACAGUCCAAUGCCAAGAAAUCCUGCUGAUUGAUGAAUAUAUAAGUAUGGUCCAAGUCUGUACGUUUCUGAAGGUCAUGUUUGAUACAGCAAAUACUCUAUGCUUUGGCUAUAUUUUGAGAGCAGAAUAGGAACUUAAGUGUACUGACUGCCUGGUGAUGGUUGGAAUGAAACUGCUCCCGUGAGAGGACGUGAGGGGUAAGAGCAGUUUCUGGCUCCUGUAAGUGAACAGUACAGGCUGUACCUGUGGGAAUUGGUCCAAGAACUGUUGCAGUUGUCAGCAGAGCUGUGUGUAUUGUGGGGCCCACUGUCAUCAGCUCUUUUCACAGAUUAACAGCACAAAUUCACUAAGUUUUUUUUGGGGGGGCUGUAUUAUAGUUACCACCAAAAAAAAAAGAAAAAAAAUCAAUAUUGAAGGAACGGAGCAACCAGUCUCAGCACAAUUGUAACAGCAGUAAGGGCACUUACAAGAUUUCCCUCGCCUUUCACCCUUCAUGCUGUGAUAAAUUAGCAUAAAGUUAAAAACCUUUCAGAUAAAAACUGUAUGUCAAAUCUCAAUGAAUCAAUACAGUAAGAAAAGAAUAAACUCUGGCUCUCAUCUGUCAGGAGAUGCUGAAAGCUGGGUGGAAUAUUCAGCUUCAUGUUGCUUCGCCUGAUGAAUCAUGAUUAGUCUCAAGAACAAAUCAACCUCCCCUGAACUUCUUUUCCUCCAAAAUAAGUAAAGUUUUCCUAAAUUUUAAAAUUUGCACUUUAAAAUUAAGCACUGGAUGUGGUGGAAGACAUAGGUGGCAGAAUUAAAGCAGCUGAUCUGCGUAUCGAUGGUGCUACGCCACGUCACGUAUAAGCUAAAAGCAAAGCUCAGCCUGCACGCCCAUAGCGAGGGGCCGAGUAAAAUGCGGAAAGGCUUGUCUUUCUGUGUGCCUCUUUGCCCUUCCCUAUCACGCCGCAUCCGAUAAAGCAGUAAGCACAUUAUUAUUCAUGGAUGAAAAGAGCACCCAUGUAAAACUUGCAAGCCAUAUAGAAUUUUGCUUUUCCCAGUGAAAUAUGAAGGAUUAGCAUCCACUUUAUUCCUUGGAGAAAUAUCCUAAAAUUAAAUUAGUGAUAGGAAAUAGCUAGGUCUUUUACUUGCCUGUUAGCACACUGACCUCUUUUCAAAGAGCUGAUAUAUGCAGUGAUUAUAUUGAGAAUUGCUGGAAAAAUGUGAGAAGAGACCUGAGAACCAGCAGAUGACUCAGGUUACACUAGAAGUAGACUCAUCUAGAAAAACCUUCAAGCAAGAGAGCACUUUUAACAUCCUCUUUGGCUAUCUUUUGUAUACAGUAAUUUUGUAGCAUGGCCAAGCUGUUAAGUCUGCUGUGUUUAAAUUAUUUAGGCCUAUGUUUAUAAAUGUUAUUCUGUGAAACUCGUUUAAAAAUAAUAUAAUGUUAUUUUAUACAAACGUCUGGCUGUUGUGUAAUGAAAUAGUUCAGCUUGUGGAGAGUGUUCAGAAAUUAAAUUUUGUUCUCAUUAAACUUUCCUAGCUGCUCAGGGAGCAAUGUAUUUAUAGUAUGAUAGUAUGUAAAUGCUGUUUCCUUAUUGCCUCUGAAAAUAACCUAGACUUUAAAAAUGCUGAUAUAUUGUGAUUGUUGUCAUCUGAUACAUAAAUAUUUUUCAAUCUUUUAAGACACUGGUUGUCACACUUUGUUCUUAGGUCCUAAAAGAAAAGUCUACUACUGCUAUAUGAGGGGAAAAAAACCCUCAAGUUAAAUAAAUGGCUAGUCUUUCUUCAGUACAAAAUUACAAUUCACUUGGAAUUUCAGUUAACAGCAAUAUUCUGUCAGUUCCAUUAAACCCAAACAACGGAAGGUUAACUGAUUAAUAAGACAGUGUUACUGAAAUGUAAUUUCAAAACUCCAGUAUCAAGAAAAAGCUUUAUACCCCACAGUCCACAGCAACCAGUCUCAAUAACGACAACAGUAGCAUCCUGCAACAUGCAUGGCUUCACAGUUUUGGCACAAAAUAGUCAAAUCUUAGCACUUUUGCCAGUUGGCUUUGACAGGGAGGUAAAUACAUUAUUUAAAGCCCCAAGUAAAGUCCUGCUCUGCUAUCUGAACCGAAAGCUUUGGUGCUCCCCGUCUCUUUUGCCCACCAAGCAAAAUAUGACUUUUCCAAAUGCUAUUGCUGACCAACGGCCACAGGAGUAAAUUAAACCAAGGGUUUCUAGACCAAGCUGAAAAAAAAAAAAAAAAAAGCUUUUUAAUGGCUUCAGCCGAGUCUUUCUCCUGCCAGCUUUACCAAGAAUACUGAAAUUAAAAUUUGCCAGCAUAAAUUAACAACUAAAACCAGAACAGGUGUGCUGCCAUAGGUUGAAACCUAGCAGGAGGCCAGUCAGACACAGGGACCUGUUUCUGCCAUCUGCUUUAUGCAGUGAAACAUUUGCAGCUUUCAAAGACUUCAUGCCCACAGGUGUGAGAAACACCUCUGUAGCUUAGUUAACUAAAAACCAGUUAACUACCAAAGCAGAAGGAACCUUUGUUUUGAGGCUGGAUGGAAGCAAAUUAAUAUUGAAAAUUAACAGCAAGAGAUCCAGCUGCUGUCAGAGGAAGUGAGAUUAACACUGUAUAAAAA